Messenger RNA from Chara braunii, 4399 nucleotides. The record is from the annotation of a GenBank genome assembly. Lineage: Eukaryota; Viridiplantae; Streptophyta; Charophyceae; Charales; Characeae.
GGAGUACGGGCGGCCAUCCUCAUCAGGAAAUGAAGCAGCGCAGCAACAGAAAGCUGGCAUAUCAUGAUUGCAGAGAAGUAAAAGCAGCCGCAGUCAAAAAGGUCAUCUCCUUUCACUCGCAGAUCCGGAAGAGGAGAAAGAAGCAGAAGCAGCAGCAGCGGUAGAAGCAGAAGGAGGCGGCGUCGGCGACGACGACGACGACGAAGAAGAAGAAGCAGAAGCAGAAGCAGAAGCAGAAGAAGAAGAAGAAGAAGACGAAGACGAAGAAGAAGAAGAAGAAGAAGAAGAAGAAGAAGAAGCAGAAACAGAACCAGAAUCAUCAGGAUAAGAAUAAAGAAGAAGAAGAAGAAGAAGAAGAAGAAGAAGCAGAAACAGAACCAGAAUCAUCAGGAGAAGAAGAAGAAGAAGAAGAAGAAGAAGAAGAAGAAGAAGAAGAAGAAGAAGUGACAAGGAGCAAGACUGGUUGCUUGGUUGCAGCAAUAAUAGAGUAUGGCACCAUGGGCGGGCCAGCUGCGCACGUUGGCAAGGUCAGGCUCCAGGUCAGCGUCCAUGUUAGCUGCCACGUCAGGAGGUAACCUUUCCCGUGAUCGUUUUGGAGAAUGCUGUCUGCAUGAGCUGCGUCGGAUCAGAGGGGUGAGCCUAGGGAAGAAUGGCAUGCUGUCAGCGUCGAUGGGAUCGGGAUCGACAAGUGGUUUAUGGGCCUGGAGCAGGUCUUUUGAAUCGAGGCCGCUGGCAGCUGGCUGCCAUAGCAAUCACAGCACCUGGGAGACGAGCACCGCUUCUUCUCAACAGCACAUUGCCACUGAGGCGGGACCACCACCAUCAGCACGUGGUGGUGGUGGUAACGACGCCUCCGCCUCUGUGCACUCCCGUCUGAUCCGACGGCACAUAGUGCCCAUCAGUUUAAGACGCUCGGUUGAGGCAAUGGCAGCGGACGUCAAAGCCGACCUGAGAUAUAACCCUCGGGCAUGGCUUGCUCUGGAGCAAGACCGGGAGGCGCUUCCUCCGCCAUCGUCCAGCAUCUGUGUCAACGACAGAACUGCUGAUGGUGGUCCCGUCUCAGAACGGUUGUGGAGGAGGAAUUUUGCUCUUAUCGCGGAUCGCAUUCAUAAUCCUUGUCAUUCGCUCAGGUCGCGGUCAUUCCACUCUCGCCCGGUCCCAUCCAUCGUGCUGAAAGCCGCAGAGAAGCCAGAUUCAGAUCAAGCACCAGCUGCUUCAGAAGGUACCACACAAGCAACUGCAGGAGCACCACCAGCAGCAGCAGAAGCAGAAGCAGAAGCAGCAGCAGCAGAAGCAGCAGCAGCAGAAGCAGCAGCAGCAGCAGCAGCUAUCCCUACACGAAUGUCUGAGCGCGAGGUCAGUGAUGUUGAUAUCAGGUCCAGUCCGAUGAUCUAUAAUUUUGCAGGUGUGGCACCUGAUCGCAAAGCAUCGCGGCUUUCGGACGCAUCCAAAGAGAACAUCUGGUUCUUGCACCAACAGAGCCCAGACGAAUGGACCGUUGACCGUCUUGCAGCUGAGUACCGGAUAAGAAAGCAGAGAGUGCAUGCCAUCCUUUGGCUGAAGGACAUUCAGAAGAAGAUGGAGGAAGAGGCGGGCGAACGUUUGGACGGUGAGAUUGAGAAAGCGUUUGAGAAGAUCCACGGCUCUUACACGAAGGCUGAUGGCGAGCGCCAUGUCAAAGUCAUGUACACGGAGCCCAAGUUUGAGGUAGUCGAGGAUGACUGGGGGGGGGAAACUGACGUCAAACAAAACAAAUUGCCAACUGUGGAGGAGUUGUCCUCCCGCGAGGAGAAGAUGCUGGUCGCUGAGUUCGAACGACGGAUGGAGUUCAAUAAGAAACAGAUGGACGGAACGAUAAAAGUGAAGAAAGCGGAUCGCAAGCGGCCGAAAGAAGGAUGGAGCUACGUUAUCGAGGACAUCAGCAAGAAUGCGAAGAGAGGAAAGGGAGGAGGGAAGCGCUUUGGAGGGGGCUCUGGGGAUUUGCUUGCAUACCCCUCUGGGAGGGACCCAUUCGCAAGAUUACGUCUGGGCGGGGGAUCAGGUCCUGAUAAAGCGCUGAUCGAGAAGAUGAAGAUCCUAAGUGUUUGGCUUUUGAUUGUCGCUGUGAUGCGCCUUUCGGCCUUCAUCUGGGGCUAUACUGAUCUGUCCAAGUUGCAGGUGGGCGUUUACUCGGAGACGGAAUUAUCGCCUCUGCACGGCAGGGAGUUCUCUGCGUGGACGGCAACAACAGCUUGCUUGUGUGUAAUAUGUGCUCUCAACCUCAAUAGCCGCCCCAUCUACUUGGCGACAAUGCUGUCCUUUGUCAUUGCGGAAGCGCAUUUCCUUCUGGAAUACCUCGCGUUCGGGACCAUGUCGGUUCAGACAGUCAUUUCGCCUGCGAUUAUCGCCUCAGUAUCUGCGUUCUGGAUGCUGCUCAAUUGGAGCAAUACUGCCACCAGUGCAAUUUCCGACCGCAAAAGGUCUUAAGAGGCUUUGUGUAUGUUGGCCGUCUGCUGUAAACUACACCUUAUCUAUCUUCCUUGCACCAAAAUCCAGUGGAAUCUUCUCCUUCUAGUCCGCGACUUCUGAACUGGGAGUGGAAACACGGCUGCCCAUCGCUGUCGCUUGGUCAGGGACGACGGCUUUUCCAGGAGCAUGUAGACGUUGGGGCUUUGCACCUACACAUUUUCUCUUGGGGUGCUAGCGCACGGCAAGUGCACAGGUCCGUGGGCGCUCCCACUUAACCACACAGAUGGUGUGGGCAGCCUUGUGCUUAAAAAACAAACAAAAAAAAAAAACUGACGGUUCUGGCUCCGUAUCCAUUCCGGGGAGCAUCAGACUGGUUCCUAUUCCACUGGCAAGUCAAGAAUACAAGUUUCACACACUCUUCAACGCCUCUCCCCGUUACGGUUGAGAGGCCCGAGUGGACGGCGGCAUUGAUUACUUCCCGAGGGAAGGAUAUGCCACCCCUCCCCCCUGCCUAAGUUAGCCCAAAGGGAUUGAUUAAUUCCCAAGCUGCCGCCCAAGCUGCCAUUGAUUACUUGAGAGUCAAUCCGAAGCUAUACUAGCCGCCCAAGCCGCCAUUUCACUGUGUUGGGAAUGGGCCUCCUCAAGCGAGCUCGCGGUCUGUGCCGUUCUUGCACCUGCCCACCAGACACACUUGAGGAGGUUCCCCUCUAGGGUGCCCAGCUUCCCAUUUCCUAAGGAGUCUAUGUUAAUACAAAAGAUUUGCGGUCGUGUUCUCUGCCAGUCCGCCUGAUAUUCGACAUCCAGUGCCUGUUUGAGCUUGUCCCAGGCCUGCUCUGGAGCUACUUCCUGUUUGUCAUGGUCUCCUUGCACCGUCUUUUCCAGAAAACCCAGCCUUCUUUUUUUUUUUUUUAAACAGGGCCUUGUGGUUCUGGCUCCUUCUAGUCUGGGGAGCGUCAGUCCGGUUCCUAUUCCACCGGCACGUCAGAGCCUUCUAUAAAGUUUCCAGAGCCAAUUUGCCCGCCCUGGCGGGUGUACGAGGCCCGUGAGUCGGGCGAGGCAGUCCUCCGGCAGUGCCUGACCAGUGAUUCCCCUCCCGAGGUCCCCUGCUCGGUGCUAAAGUUGUUGGGCCUUCGGGCAUUGCAGCAUGCAAUAGACGAUAUUUCUCCGUUACUCCCCCGUUGCAGAUCGAACAACACGCCUGUCUGUGGGCCUGUGCUCUUCUCUUACUCAGCCAUUGAUUGACUGAGAGUGCCUGGUAAUUUAGGAGCCAUUGCACGCUACGGACCAUGGUACUGUGGAUCGCCUAACGCCGUGACCCAGGGAAUCUUGGCCAGCCCAUGUAGACCCCCAGGUACGAGCCGCUCCCUGCGUUGAACCAAAGUGUUCCGGGUAUUUGCGGAUCGUGGACGCAGCCUGUAACCCAGUCGGGUGGUAUAGUUGAAGAUACUUACUUGUCGGUCGACCCAGCCUGCUGCUGUUGGAAGUUUCCGUGCCAUCCCGCCGGAUCAAACUCUUAAGUCCUGCAGCUGUAUGAACGGUUCAAAGAUUCUGAAAGGGCUGAGUUCGACUGAUGCCUGCGCACUGCUGGUUUUGGUGAGUCCUCUUACUGUUUGCUCUGCUUCCUCUAUCUCAUGCAAGCCCAUCAGGCCCCCGUCCCGUUCUAGGGCCCACCUGUUUGAUGAAGGACAAAGCGACGGUGGGAGGAGCCUCUCAAUCCCAAGUGUUUUCCCAUUCCCCUGCCCUCCAUGUGCGCGGGGCUGAGAGAAGAGCGGUCCAUGAUGCUGGAAUGGAUACCAGGAGUUCAUUCAGAUUCUGCUGCAGGCCUUGUGUAGUUCCUGCAGCUCUGCUUGAGUCUUCCCGCGCCUAUGGUCCUCGUGCUGGAUGGGCAACCUUGUACUUUAUUUUGCCCGCGUGGUAUUAUUGGUAGAGUUGUUUUAAGCAAUUACAUGAU